AUGAAUAUUAAAAGAGGGAUAUUUCAAAUUAAAACGAGUGUUGGAAUCAGUAAGAAAAGUGAAGAUAAAGAAUUUCAAAACAUUAAUAAAGAAAUAAUUGAGAAAGAAAAGAAAAUGAAAGAAAUAAUUGAACGAGUAAGUAAAAUUACAACAAGUGCUGAGAAAUUAAUUAGAAUUCCAAAAGAAGUAUUUCUUAUUUUACACGAUUGUUCAGGGGAGAAAAGCAAAGCUAAAGAAGAAAGUGAGAGAAUGAUUAAUGUAUUUUCUUCAAUGGAAGAAGGAGGAAAACAUAUUAAAGAAAUAAUAUAUUGUCAAGUUAUAGAACCUAUGAAAAUAUUUAUUGAAGAAUGGAAAGUUUAUUAUAAAAGAAUAAAUAUAAUGAAAAAUCGAAAGAUAGAUAUGGAUAGACAUUUUGAAAAAUUAGAACAAAUUAAAAAGAAAGGACAAAAGAAACAAAAUGGAAAGAAAGAAGCUGAAGCAAAAUAUAAAGCAUCUAAAGAAACAUAUAUAUUAAUAAGAAAUGAAAUAAUUAAUGAUAUUAGUAAAUUGAAUGAAAGAAUAAAUGAGAUAAAUGAAAAAAUUGAAAGUUCUAUUAUAUUAGGAUUUACAGAAUAUAUUAAUUGUUUAAAUUUAUCAUGGGAUAAAGUUCCAGAAAUGCUUAGAAACAUGAAUACAGGAGAUAUUAAUACACAACCAACAUAUACUCCAAAUGAUCAAUCAAUGAUUAAUGAAACUAAACAACAUAAUAAUGAAAUAAAAGAAUAUAAAUAUGAAAAUAUAGAAAAUGUGAUACAAGAAUCAAUGAAGAAAGAAGAAGAACAUGAAGAAGUUGUAGUUUGUCAAUUUGCAUAUUCAGCAGAAAAUGAAACAGAACUUUCACUUAAAGAAGGAGAUAAAAUUAAAAUUCUUAAUAAAAAAGGUGAUUGGUGGCAAGGAGAAUGUCAAGGAAAUAUUGGAUUUUUCCCUUCAAAUUAUGUUAAAUGA
Molecule: messenger RNA, 984 nt
Organism: Entamoeba histolytica HM-1:IMSS
Lineage: Eukaryota; Evosea; Mastigamoebida; Endamoebidae
Exons: 1
Coding region: 1-984 (327 amino acids)
Biological process (GO): actin cortical patch localization; plasma membrane tubulation; endocytosis
Cellular component (GO): actin cortical patch; mating projection tip; Rvs161p-Rvs167p complex
Molecular function (GO): lipid binding; protein binding
Source: RefSeq, a predicted model, not a curated record